This is a messenger RNA of Rana temporaria (common frog), 1285 nucleotides long. It is a transcript of the gene UCK2, whose product is annotated as uridine-cytidine kinase 2. The record is from RefSeq and is a predicted model, not a curated record. Gene Ontology annotation, cellular component: cytosol; cytoplasm. The transcript has 7 exons. Gene Ontology annotation, molecular function: kinase activity; ATP binding. The coding region runs from base 77 to 862 and encodes 261 amino acids. Lineage: Eukaryota; Metazoa; Chordata; Amphibia; Anura; Ranidae.
GAGGCGGGACGGACAGAACAGAGAGUAGACGUGAGUCAGGACCGGCCAUAGAAGGAGGCUGGAGAUUCAGGAAAGCAUGGCAGGAGACAGCGAGCUGGCGCUGCCCAACCACACGCCACAGAAUGGGCCGCCAUUCCUCAUCGGGGUCAGCGGCGGCACGGCGAGCGGGAAAUCGUCUGUUUGCUCCAAGAUUGUACAGCUUCUGGGACAAAAUGAGGUGGACCAUCAUCAGAAGCAAGUUGUCAUGUUGAGUCAGGACAGUUUUUAUCGAAUUCUGACUCCGGAGCAGAAAAGCAAGGCGCUGAAAGGCCAGUUUAACUUUGAUCACCCAGAUGCCUUUGACAAUGAACUUAUCUUGAAAACUCUUCGAGAAAUCAUGGAGGGGAAAACUGUACAGAUUCCAGUGUAUGAUUUUGUUUUACAUUCAAGAAAAGAGGAGCCUAUAACCAUAUACCCAGCUGAUGUGGUGCUUUUUGAAGGUAUAUUGGCAUUUUAUGUUCAAGAAAUCAGGGACAUGUUCCGGAUGAAAUUGUUUGUGGACACAGAUGCAGAUACACGGCUAUCACGAAGAGUACUUAGAGACAUCAAUGAUCGAGGUCGUGAUCUGGAGCAGAUUCUCUUGCAAUAUAUCACUUUUGUAAAGCCAGCCUUUGAAGAAUUCUGUUUGCCUACCAAGAAAUACGCAGAUGUGAUCAUUCCUAGAGGUGCUGAUAACCUGGUGGCUAUUAACCUAAUUGUUCAGCACAUCCAAGAUAUCCUAAAUGGUGGAUUAACAAAGAGGCAGACUAAUGGUUAUGUGAACGGUUACACAAGCCAACGGAGUAGGCACCCCUCAGAAUCCAGCAGCAGCCGACCUCACUAAAGUGCCCAGUGAAUAUGGAAUCUCUAUAUACUCUACACCAAUACAAAGUAUUCCACUACAACCUGGAGAGACAAACAAGCUUACUUUUUGGAGGAAAAUUGUUUCCUAUUGGCUAAAUGAGCUCUGGCCUUUACUUGCCAAGAAAUUUAACCCGACUACUUCAAGAACAAAACCUGCUGGAAUUUCCUGCUCAGUCAGACUUGAGAAGCCUUGGCCUAAUACGAUGCCUUUUUUUUUAUUUUUAUUUUUUUUAAUUAUUUUUUGCUUGCUUCUAAUUUUGAAUGGAGAAAGGGAAGGAUGGACUUAAUCUAAACUUGAACAACCAAACUGACUACUGAUGGAAAAUAAAGAUGUCCAUAACCUACCCUGAGAUCCCAUUAAAUCUAGAUUUGUCUGUAAUGUGAAAUCAUGCAGUUAUUUUGC